Durusdinium trenchii is the source of this 1098-nucleotide messenger RNA. NCBI's taxonomy places the organism in Eukaryota, Dinophyceae, Suessiales, Symbiodiniaceae. The record is from the annotation of a GenBank genome assembly.
AUGGAGAAGAUCCCUUCAUUCCGUGGGGAGCCAGUGACGAGCUUGAGGGCUGUGAAGGACAGCUGUCAUGAGAUCCAAGCCUUCAAUGUCCAAGAAAGCGAGGAGGGCUCACCUCUAGUGAUUGCUUGGGCAGGCUUGUCCAGGAGACUUCGAACCAUUUGUGGAGAUUGUCACAAGGUUCAUGAAUCAAGUGGCCCUCUGACUGGACUUUCGAAGGCACGUGCCGCAAUUGCAGCCUGGAGUGAGGCUGUGCAGGCCAUGUGUGAUGCCAAGGCUUUGGAAUUGAUAGUUGCGAAGCCAGCUGUGAAGAAAGAGGAGGGCAUGUUCGGGGCCAUGAAAACGAACUUCAAUGCCUUCUUGGCCAAGUUCCAGGAUGCUGUGGAUUCGGGCUUGAAAUCCUUCCAGGAGGCUCACCUGGCCCCUGUGGAGACCUUCAAGGAGAAGUACCAGUCUGUGGCCUCUGAUUGUGAGAAAUGGAGCGUCACGAAGCAUAGCCCCCUCUUCUUCGCUGACUACAAGACGACAGGAGAUGACAUGGAUCAAGUGGGGGCUGCCAGGAACAAUGUCAAGUCGACCAUGAAAAGUUUGGCAAAGUUCUGUGGCCACGUUACCACUUCCAAGAGUUUGGAGCCGACCAUCAACUUGGCCAAAGACAGCUACAAGAAUGCUACCAGCCUGAUCAACGAUGCAAGCAAGUGUGCCAGCGUGCUAUUAGUGACGGCCGUUCUUAUCAGGCCUGGCUCAAAGGCUCAGGACGUGAAAGCCACCGUGGAGAUGUCUCACAAGGCCUUCGGGGUAUCCAAGGAUCAGUUCUCACCCAAACUGAUCAAGCUUCUCAACGACAUGCUCAAAGGUGAUGGAGAGAGCAAAGAGCUGGAGAAGUCUGCUGACAGGUCAAAAAAGCGGCCCAGCGUUCCAGCCUUUGACGAGGCAUUGGACAACAGUGGCAAGAGCCAGGUCAAAAAGACCAAAAAGUCAGCAGAGGCAGAGGCAGAUGGUCCACCAAAAACCAAGCGGGGGCGUGCUGACCAUGAAGGCGACGAGAAAAACAAGAGAAAAGAGAAGAAGAAAGCAAAGAGAGGGAACGAAUCUGACUGA